This is a messenger RNA of Pieris macdunnoughi, 462 nucleotides long. The record is from the annotation of a GenBank genome assembly. NCBI's taxonomy places the organism in Eukaryota, Metazoa, Arthropoda, Insecta, Lepidoptera, Pieridae.
AUGGAGCCGCCUGAUGACCCUGGGGGCGGAGAAGUCCCUGGGGUGGGCUGUAUAGUAACGAUUUCAAAUGAUGAGUCUGGAAUGGAAACAGAUGGAUCUAUAAAAUCUAGCAGUGGUGCUCGAAAACGGAGAGCCACUGUGCAUAAACAUUGCACCCACUGUAAUAAAAAGAGACGUAGUCGGAAACAUGAGGGCAAGGAAAUCAAACCAAACGAAUGUCAUUGCAUUCCUUUAACCAAUACCCAAAUUAGCACUGCUCCCUUGUUCAAUGAGUCACAAUCCAACCCGUCACAACUUAAUUCCUCUAAUGAAUAUAAAAAGCCAGAAUCAGUAGCACGUUUAAGAUACCAGCCAAGUGAUGCAGCACCAUAUGUUGUUCACAUACAAAGAGUACAGCAAACUCCAAAUGAUAGCGUUUCAGUCCACCCAAUUGCUUUUGGACGCAAAUUCUUUCCUAAAUAA